AAUGUGUCUAAUCAAUUUUCUGUCUUAUCCGCGUAAAAUCCUAUUAAUAGGGGCCACAUGGCCAAAAUACCAUUCUUCUUUGGGGUACAAAAUCAGACGAACAGUAACAUUAGCCAAUAUUCUCUCACUGUUGCUUUGUUUGUCUUACAAUGCUUCGUUUCAUAUGGGCGAUUUCGUUCAGUUCUCCGAAAGCUUGUAUAUGCUGAUUUCCGUAGUCAAUGCCUUUUUGAAAAUAGUCCUGCUUACCUUAAAUGGAAAAGUGUUUUUGAAGCUUAUUGGCAUGUUGGAAACUCCCAGCUUCAAACGGUUCGAAACGUUAUACAAAAAAAUUGUGAAAGAUUUUUUGAAAACUGUUAAAGCUGUGGAGUUUUUCUAUUGGAUUGAAGUUAGUGGAACUGUGCUGUUUCUAUCAUUAUUUCCAAUUUUUGAGUCUGAGGCGCUGCCAAUGGAUUUUCCUCACUUUAACAACGGCACUUUUCAUUAUCCAUUCUAUAUUUUCGAAGCAUUCAGCCUGUUUGUCUCUGCUUAUGAUAAUAUGGCGGUUGAUUUGCUGACAGUAGGAAUUAUAUCUAUUGCGGCGGUUCAACUGAGGAUUUUGAAUCAAAAACUCGUAGAUACCGAUAAAAACAUCAAGAAUAUGCCCAAUUAUUCAGUGGGUAAUGUGGAACGACUUACAAUCGGAUACCUGACAGAAUGUUGCAUUCAUUACAGUGAUAUUGAAAAAUACGUUAAGAGUAUCUUGGAAGUAUUUUCAGUGAUUAUAUUCGUUCAGCUUGGCACCAGUGUUGUGGCCAUUUGUAAUGCAGGAAUGAUGAUCUUAUCAGUCAAACUUGCCUCAAUAGAGGCUCUCUCCUUAUUUUUCUACAUAGUCACCAUGUUUGCCCAGCUGGGAAUGUACUGUUGGUUCGGAAAUUUUGUAUAUGUUGAGAGUUUAGAAGUAACAACUUCCUGUUACUUGUCGCAUUGGGACGAACGUAGGUCAGCUGUUCGCAAAACUCUGUUCAUGCUGAUGGAAAGAGCGAAGAAACCUUUGGCCAUUAGGGCUGUUAAAUUUGCAACUUUGUCAUUCGAUACAUUUAUUGCGAUUAUCAAAUGGUCUUACUCCUAUUUUGCUUUACUCAAUAAUUCGAUGAAAAACUAAUGUAUUUAAGCACCGAUGGCUGAACACAAGAAGACGCACUAAAAUUUUACGAAAUGCUUAACUCUAAUAUGAAGCAUUUCAAUAAAGAUGAUUAUUUAUGGCAUUCCAGACAGUUUUCCUGCCAUUUGAAUUUUUUUACAUACAUUACUGCUACACGUACUCAACUAAUCUUUUAAAAUUCACUGAUCUAUUUAAUGCAAAAUAUUGCAUUUAGG
Molecule: messenger RNA, 1356 nt
Organism: Dendroctonus ponderosae (mountain pine beetle)
Lineage: Eukaryota; Metazoa; Arthropoda; Insecta; Coleoptera; Curculionidae
Product: odorant receptor 94a-like
Exons: 6
Coding region: 2-1141 (379 amino acids)
Biological process (GO): sensory perception of smell; detection of chemical stimulus involved in sensory perception of smell
Cellular component (GO): plasma membrane
Molecular function (GO): odorant binding; olfactory receptor activity
Source: RefSeq, a predicted model, not a curated record